GGUAUCUUCCGCCACCAUUUGUCCAUCUACAUCCAAUUCCAUUGACAUUGUCUACGUACGGUCCUUACUUACAACACCCAUUUGAAUCAUUCUCAGAUACGGCACAUACGGCAGAUCCUGCAUCCUCAAUGCAUCAAUAGAAUUGAGUACUUAGCCUUUGCAUUGCGGCAUCGCAUACACCACAAUUCUCAAUACCUAUCGAGAAGCUUAGUCCAUUCAGAUCAUCGGAUUCUUGGAUUGUUUGCGACCUCUCGCAUACUCAACAGCACCACUCUACGUUCUACCGCAUCAUAGUCAUGGCAUCGCAAGACCCUCCUCUUGACGAGAUACAAUGGAGAGAUCCAAAUUGGCUUGCUGGGAAUUCAGGUCUUCACGAAAAUACCGUUCUUCAUUACUUUGCGCAGUCUCCAUUUUUUGAUCUUACCUCGAAUAAUUCGGUCCUCACGUCACAAGCUAUGCACAAUCAAAAUAUGUCGUAUAUCCUCGCCACUCGGAGUGCUUUUGAGGGCCGACUGAAAACUAUGUCUGGACUGGAAUUUUUGAUUGCACAAGAACCUGCGGAAAUGGCGCCGGGUACCGGCACUGGAGUAUGGGUAAUUAGCAAGCAAACAAGAAGAAAGAGAGCUCAAGAAGAAGAUGAAAUUAUAAAACAUGCGUCAUAUUUUGUAGUCGGAGAGAACAUUUACAUGGCUCCUACUGUCGCAGAUGUACUGGGCAGUAGAAUGUUAUCCAUCUUCACGUCGCUCACAAAUGCCAUUUCGAAAGUAUCCGAAUUGCCCAAUUUUUCUCCCUCUCUCGGUCAUACAUAUAUGCCACCAGUUCCACCACGAUCCAAAACCAUUACCUCAGCUUUCUCUCAGGCUUCCAAAGAGAAUACGCCAUUGCCCGAUCCCCUUGCGACCGAAGCCAAAAAUCCCUCCACUAAUACCUCCAACAAUGUACUCGCAAACCAUCUUCUUGAAGAAACUCUUAACAUAUCGCUCAGAUAUGGCGAUGAAUACAUGGAUGAGAAUCCUAUUACCGGAACACCAGGUGAUUUCCAUUUUAGUACAACCGGUCGAAAGGAAAAAGAAAAGCUUAUGGUGCCACCAACAUCAAAACCAGCAGGUUUUGGUCUGAGUGGUAAACCUGCACCUCCUACUCCAUUAAAAACAGAUUUGGGAAUGCAAAAGAAAGGAAAUAAGGGAGAGAAGAGCCCUAGAACUCCAGGAUCAGGGAAACCUAAGAGAAGAAAGAGUAAAGUGCUGAAUGGAGGGGUGAGUCCUACAUAGAAUAGACAAAUGUUUCAAAUAUGAACCUGUUGUAGAGUACAUCACCUACAUAUAGGUUUUCAAGGCGUUACGGAGGAUAUACCAUUACCGAAAAAAGUUAAUAGAAUCGGUCAAGCUCUUAUAGCAACGAUGCAAUGAAAAAAUGAACACAUCACAUAUACCACGUCUACUUCUUUCCAUAGCCAUCAACCUAAAUGCAAAGCGCCCACGACUACAACUCUCACCCAUCUUCCCAACCAAACUAAAAAUGAAGAGGUGCAACAAAACGUUUCAUUUUGUGUUGAUUAAUGCAGGUAUCUGCUGAGCGAAGACCAAGUGUAGUUUAGAAUGAAAUAGCAUGCUUACAAGUGUGCAGCUAUAGCCAAUUUACCCUGUCUAGUUGUUUUA
Messenger RNA from Botrytis cinerea B05.10, 1658 nucleotides. RefSeq names its product Bcmed6 (gene Bcmed6). The transcript is spliced from 2 exons. The record is from RefSeq and is a predicted model, not a curated record. Bases 297 to 1271 code for a protein of 324 amino acids. Gene Ontology annotation, biological process: regulation of transcription by RNA polymerase II. Lineage: Eukaryota; Fungi; Ascomycota; Leotiomycetes; Helotiales; Sclerotiniaceae. Gene Ontology annotation, molecular function: transcription coactivator activity. Gene Ontology annotation, cellular component: core mediator complex; mediator complex.